AUGUCUCGUGAACUAGAUUCACUCGAUACACAAGAUGCAGAAUCAAACGAAUAUCGCCGAAUGAUUAAAUCGAUCCAAGCAAAACUAAUUGAAAGCAUUCGCGAACAAGAUGCUACUCAAGAACAGAUUCAGUCGUUUAAAGAAACUAUAAGUAAGAUUCAACGAGAAUUAAGUCAAAGACCACAUGUAGAUUUCCAACUGAAUCUUCCACCGUUAAUCUUCGAUAAUAAUUUUAUUCAAAUCGAGAAAACUAACGUUAGUUUUCGACUUCAGUCUACUGUUCAUUCGGUAUUAAAAACUCAAGCUGUAUCAUCUGACGAAUGCAUAGUCAUGACGAAUAAUUCGAGAUAUUUACUCUUUGGGAAUCAAGGAAAUUUAUGUUUGUGCGAUAAAAAUUUGAUUAUGAUCAAGCAAACACCGUGGAUACAUGGUUGUAUAAGAGAUAUGUGUUACUCAAAUGCUCUUGCGAGAUUUAUUCUUCUAGCAGAGAAUGGAAUGUUCACUUUGAACGAGGAAACAAUGAAUAUCGAAGAAGGGAAAGUCUCCCCGAAAGCAAAACAAUCAUGGCGUUGUUGUGCGUCGACGAAUCAACGUUUAUUUCUUACAUCAGGAGAAUCACAUCGUGUCGUACAAGAGUAUGUGUACGUCGAAGAUGCAUACUCACGGAAACGGAAACAUCUAUGUUGUACUCAAAAUGAAUAUAUCGAACAUAUAAAAUGUUCGAACGACGACAAAUUAGCUUUGAUUAUUUUAAACGAUUCAGACAAUGAAAGACGAUUGGAUCUAAGGUCGAUUGAAGAUUUCCAUCAAUUAUGGACUAUAUCGUUGCAAAUUCAUAAGAAAGUUAAUAUCAUAUCAUGUUGUGCACUGAAUGAUAAAAGUUGGCUGAUUGUUAAUCUCGCCGAGAAUUUACUCAUUCAUGUGACUGCGCAAGGAGAAAUCAAACAAACUAAAUCAUAUCAUCCAUCUCCUCAAUAUGCUGUUCAAUUCGACAAUAAACUAUUAACAAUUUUAACAGAUCAAAGUAUCCGUUUACAUGAAAUUCAAUGA
This is a messenger RNA of Adineta ricciae, 1050 nucleotides long. Lineage: Eukaryota; Metazoa; Rotifera; Eurotatoria; Adinetida; Adinetidae. The record is from the annotation of a GenBank genome assembly.